Molecule: messenger RNA, 1482 nt
Organism: Neltuma alba
Lineage: Eukaryota; Viridiplantae; Streptophyta; Magnoliopsida; Fabales; Fabaceae
Product: AT-hook motif nuclear-localized protein 13-like
Exons: 5
Coding region: 157-1341 (394 amino acids)
Molecular function (GO): minor groove of adenine-thymine-rich DNA binding
Source: RefSeq, a predicted model, not a curated record
CUCUUUCUCCCUCUCUGUGAAAGUAGGUUUGAAGAAGAUAACUCAGUGAAUCCCAAGAAGCUGCAUUUGCGGCCAUUUCGCGCAAUUCAAGCAUCCGCUUACGGAAGUCCCCAAAAUCUCUUAUCUCUACCGAGUUAUCUCCCUUGAUCCGCUGCAAUGGAUUCUCGGGAGCCACCUCACUCAUCGCCACCGUCCCGCUUACAACAUCAACAUUCAUCAGCGCCACCAAACAUUAUGAUACCUCCUGGUUCUUUCUCCUCCGCCAUGCCCAACCCCAUCCCUUCUUCCUUGAUCAACCCCAAUUCCUCGCCCAUGCUGAUGGCCCCUGCUACCGCCCGAUUCCCCUUCACCACAUUUGUAUCACAAUCCCGUUCUCCUCCUCCUCCUCCGCCUCCUCCGCCUCCAUCGAAGCCUUCCGAACCUUUAAGCAUCACUUCUCCCUACGAAGGCUCCUCCUCUGCGCUGAGGCCCUGCGGGUUGAGUUUUGAUUGUCCGAAGAAGAAGAGAGGCCGGCCCAGGAAGUAUUCGCCAGAUGGUAGCAUUGCUUUGGGUUUGGCUCCUACGCCUUUGUCUUCUUCUUCUGCCCCCGCUGAUUUGAGUGCCACAUCCGGGGAACCACCGGCUAAAAAGAGUAGGGGAAGGCCGCCGGGCUCUGGAAAGAAGCAACUGGAUGCUCUUGGAGUUGGCGGGACAGGCUUUACUCCACAUGUAAUCAUGGUGAAAACUGGGGAGGACAUUGCAGCAAAGAUUAUGUCCUUUUGUGAACAAGGGCCACGUUCAGUCUGUAUUCUUUCUGCUAAUGGUGCAGUCUGCAAUGCCACCAUUCGACAGUCAGCUACAUCAGGUGGUACAAUGUACUACGAGGGUCGAUAUGAGAUUAUAUCUAUAUCAGGUUCUUUCAAUCCAUGCGAAGACGGUGGUUGUAGAACAGGUGGUUUGAGUGUCACUCUUGCAGCGGCUGAUGGAAAAAUUGUCGGUGGUAGUGUUUCUGGAAUGCUAGUUGCAGCAUCACCAAUACAGGUGAUUGUGGGCAGCUUUAUUGUGGAGGGGAAGAAAAAGUCGAGCUCAAAAAAGGAGAUAUCUGGGCCCUCCUCAGCAGCAACGCCCCCGGGAACUCAAAUGCUAAAUUUUGGUGCUUCAUCUGUGACUCCAACCAGUGCUGCCUCUCAGGGAGUUUCAGGGGAUUCUUCUGAUGACCACAACGACAGUCCAUCGCAGAGGGGAUCUGGGUCUGGCACUGGGUCUGGGACUGAGCCUGGCCUCUAUAGUAGUGUUAGCCAGCCCAUUCAUAAUACGCAAUGGAAUCAUCAACUAUGGACCGGCCAAAAUCCACAACGAUGAUGGCUUUUUCUAUUUAUUUAUUUAUUUUAGAUUUAAGCUUAACAGUGCAGAAGCAGGGUAAUUGCGUGAUGAUUGUUCGCGGCAGUGGAAAGCAUUAACAUGCGUCGAAGACAGAAUUCACAAUAUAGUCUGUCUUAAGCU